Messenger RNA from Mangifera indica (mango), 411 nucleotides. Its product is annotated as transcription factor TGA4-like. Lineage: Eukaryota; Viridiplantae; Streptophyta; Magnoliopsida; Sapindales; Anacardiaceae. The coding region runs from base 1 to 411 and encodes 136 amino acids. The transcript is spliced from 2 exons. Gene Ontology annotation, biological process: DNA-templated transcription. Gene Ontology annotation, molecular function: sequence-specific DNA binding. The record is from RefSeq and is a predicted model, not a curated record.
AUGACAUCUACUGUUGCAAAAGCAGAUGUUUUUCAUGUAAUGUCUGGCAUGUGGAAGACAGUAGCUGAACGGUUUUUCUUUUGGAGAGGAGGAUUUCGCCCUUCUGAGCUUCUCAAGGUUCUCGUGCUGCAUCUUGACACACUGACUGAUUCACAAUAUAUGGAAGUUAAUAAUCUAAGACAGUCAUGCCAGCAAGCAGAAGAUGCUCUGACUCAAGGCAUUGAGAAAUUGCAGUCGACUCUUGCUGAAACUGUGGCUGCUGGUCAAUUGGUAGGAGGAGGUUACAUCCCAAGGAUACCAACGGCAAUGGAGAUGUUGGAAGCUCUAGUCAGCUUUGUGAACCAGGUAAGAAUCCGCAUCAUUGCUCAGUCAAGAAUGGCUUUAUUCUGGAUUCUUCCAAUGUGUAGGUGA